UGUUACAAUGUAUGAUAAAUUACGCCAAGAGAUUUAAUACCUACAUUUUGGGGAAAAAGCGACAACACCCACCUUACAAAUGUGGCUAAAGGAAGUGAUCAUGUUCUCUCUUUGGAAAAACUCCACUACUGCUUUCAAGACACAGCCAGCGCACUGAGAGAUAUCAGGUAUUGAUGUAACUGGAGUGAAUAAGGGAAUCUUCUUCCUGAGCACAGACAUUGGAGCCUGUUAUCAGCAUGAACUCAUAUGUGUUAGACAAACACUUGAAUAGUUCAUAUCCCUCCUUCACCACAGAAAGCAUCAGAAUGAUACCGCAAACUACAAAAAUCUUAGACACCAAUGACUGUUCACAAACAUUGGGGAUAUCACAAAAAAUAUUAAAAGAUGAUGGUGAAUUGGCAGGAACUGGAGAGCAAUCAUUAUGUACAGAGAGUAAUUUAGUCAUCAAACAAGAGGACAACAUUUAUGACUUAUCUAGUGAAAUUAUUAUCCUUGAGGAUAAACCACACACAUUUACUGAGUGUUUAAAACCUAUUAAAGAAGGGAAAAGUCUACAGUCUAGCCAAAUGAUUGAUACAAAGAAGAAACCAUUCAAAUGUACAGAAUGUGAGAAAAUCUUUAGAUGGAAGUCUCAUCUACUAAAACACCACAAAAAUCACACAGGUGAGAAACCACACACAUGUACUGAAUGCGGCAAAUGUUUUACACGAAUGGAUUAUCUGAAAACUCAUAAAAAGAUUCACACAGGAGAAAAGCCUUUCACAUGUACAGAGUGUGGAAAAUGUUUUACACAAAUAAAUAGUCUGAAAACACAUGAAAGGAUUCACACAGGAGUAAAGCCUUUCACGUGUACAGAGUGUGGAAAAUGUUUUACACAACUAAAUAAUCUGAAAACUCAUGAAAGGAUUCACACAGGAGUAAAGCCUUUCACUUGUACAGAGUGUGGAAAAUGUUUUACACAAAUAAAUAGUCUGAAAACUCAUGAAAGGAUUCACACAGGAGUAAAGCCUUUCACGUGUACAGAGUGUGGAAACAGUUUUACACGAAUGGAUCAUCUGAAAAGUCAUGAAAGGAUUCAUACAGGGGAAAAGCUUUUCACAUGUACAGAGUGUGGAAAAAGUUUUACACAAAUGGAUUGUCUGAAAAAGCAUGAAAGGAUUCACACAGGGGAAAAGCUAUUCACAUGUACAGAGUGUGGAAAAAGUUUUACACAAAUGGAAUGUCUGAAAAAGCAUGAAAGGAUUCACACAGGGGAAAGGCUGUUCAUAUGUACAGAGUGUGGAAAAUGUUUUACACAUAUGAGUAAUUUGAGAAACCAUGAAAGGAUUCACAAGGGAAGAAACCUUUAACAUGUAUAAAAAUGGAAAAAAGGUUAGAAUUGAAAUCGGGUAUCUCAAAACACCAAAUAUUUACAUACAAAUAAACUUUAUAUACUCAGUUUACAACCUCUUUACAAUUAUCCUAAAGAGGACAAAAUCUCUAAAUAAAAGCAUCAAAAGAGAUGUUAUUGUAAAUAAUACUUUCUAAAUCCCACUUAUAAAAAACCAUUAUUGGAAGUGCUCUCCUGCUGUCCUUUAUUUCUCUAUAUAUGUGCAUCUCAGUUUCUCUCAUAUUAAUGUGAUAGAAUACAAAACCAUAACAGAACUGUUAUAACAUUUUUGACUUUGUAGUGGGUGGUAUAACUGUGUAUACUUUAAAGUCUCUUGGGGUGCCCAAUCAUGUCCAUUAACAGAGUGCCCACAGUGUGUGCAAUGUCAAACCUUCUAUUGCUGUAUAAAACUUUACUUGUAACCAAAUUAGUGAUAUUUACACUAGAUGUAAACUCAGCUUACCCCAGCUGCCUCUCUACGUGAUGCAUCCAGUCCUGGGGGGGGGGAGAACUUACUUCGCUAUCAUUCCAUACUGCUUUGCAGAUGUCUGGUGUAUUACCGGAUCAAAAGAAUUGAGCGUGUUCCUUUCAGCCUCCCUCUUCAGAUGUCACUGGGGGUAUUGUAAACUUCCUCCACUGUGUGGCUUACUGCUGCAUGACUCUCUGCUCACUGCUUCCAUGUUGCAGUCCAUAUUUCGACGUCACUGGGGGUGUAUGGAAUCUUCCUCCACUGUAUAGCUUACUGCUGUAUGACUCUCUCUGCACACUACUUCUGUGAUGCGGUCCGUACUCAGGAUCCCAUUGGACAACCCCUCGAUAGCUCCUGGCCAGCUCGGUGGAGGAACAAAGUAAGGGGAAAAUUCCCUUAUUUUGGUUGCUCUACACUUCAGGGUUGGUCAGAGCAAGGAUCAAUAUAAUAAUGUUGAAGCGGAGCACCAAAUCAUUUUAUUUGAUUUAAAUUAAAAGUAAAAAAUGUAAUUCACAUAUGUAGUAUUCAUCAAAGAAGUGGGGUCAAAAAACAACUGACACGUUUUGGCCUCCUGCCGUUGUCAAAGCUGAAUUAAAGUUACCUUCAGACAUGUGGGAAUGCUGUGACUAAGUCUUCAUAUGAAGUUUAUAGUGACAACAUGUAUGUGUGUGUGUGUGAUAUAUAUAUAUAUAUAUAUAUAUAUAUAUAUAUAUUGUUCUGAAACAUACUAUAUUGGAUAAAUGUCUGCUGUAUGGAAUAAUAACUGCAUUGGUAUAUAUAUAAAUAUUAACCCAUUUAUUUCAAGAUAAACACAUUUUCUUUGUUUUUCAGAAAUAUAUUAAACAUUACAAGGGAGAAGUAGUGUGAAGAUGAGAUUGUCUAUUUGUAUAACAUUAAAUAUGAAAAUUUGCUGAAUUUAAUAAGUAGCUAUACAGUAAAUUUAAAAUGUCCAGUUUAUUUUCAAAAUUAACAACCUAUUAUAUUUCAGGCAUCUGACAAGUGCAUGUGUAGUUGGUUCUGUAAAUUGUGUCAUAUUUUUUUGUUCACUCAGCAAGAGGUGUACUGAAUGUUAUGGGACAACAAUAAUCAAAUGCAACUUUAAAGGCAUCUUCUAAAAUAUUAUGAGAAAUAUAUCAUAUCUAGUCUUGAAAUACUCAGGGUAAAUAGUAUGACAUAAUCCAAUACACAUGGAACAUAUGACUUAUUAAUACUAGAAAUAUAGUAUUUUAAAUAAAUAUACAAUUAAAUCUAUAGUUUACUGUUAUCAGUGCUAAAAAAUAAACUGUAUUUCUGGUUGUCUGCUGCCAUCUAGUGGUUUAUGCAGGAAUUGCAGCCAAGGGAGAUUGUGGUAUUGAAUGCCCAUAUGUUCCCAGCAAGCCAAUCAGGUGUUUCAACUCCGAGGGCCAAUGAGGGACAAGUCUCUGAGGGCCAAUGGAAAGACAGGUUUCAGUGGGAGCACAUCUCAAUUUCACCAAUGAUUAGAAUAAAAAGGGGUGGGGUAUAUCACGUGAUAUAGUCUCAUGCAAGAGCAAAAAAAGGGGCCCUACUGCUGAAUUUUGACUGACAAACUGUUGCCUUGGAAUCCAGUCUCUAUAAAGCAAAUUUGGGCCUAACUUUUAUCCAUCUUGCAAAAAUACCUUUUUUAAUUUAUGAGGUGAAAUUGGACUUAUUGGAGAAAGCUGAGACACCCAAUUGGUUA
Bombina bombina (fire-bellied toad) is the source of this 3537-nucleotide messenger RNA. Its product is annotated as gastrula zinc finger protein XlCGF8.2DB-like. Gene Ontology annotation, molecular function: DNA-binding transcription repressor activity, RNA polymerase II-specific. Lineage: Eukaryota; Metazoa; Chordata; Amphibia; Anura; Bombinatoridae. Gene Ontology annotation, biological process: negative regulation of transcription by RNA polymerase II. The record is from RefSeq and is a predicted model, not a curated record. Bases 237 to 1349 code for a protein of 370 amino acids. The transcript has 3 exons.